AUGGGAAACCUGUUCAUCACAAUUGCGAAGCUUUCAUCUGCUAAGCCUCUUCCAAGCUCUUCUAGCCCCUCGAGUUCGGGCGGUAAGAAGAAGAAGAAGAAGAAGAAGAAGAAGAAGAAGAAGAAGAAGAAGAAGAAGAAGAAGAAGAAGAAGAAGAAGAAGAAGAAGAAGAAGGGUGAAAUCAGCUACACAACAACCGAGUGGUCCAAGGAGCUCAUCAGCGGCAUCAUCCCCAGGUUUACGACGUACAUGUUGCAGGGUCGCGACCUGCACAUCCACCUGCACAUCAGGUUCAGCAGAUAUCGCCAGACCCCCAUUGAUCCUAUCAUCGAAGGCAAGACCGCCAUGGCCAUUAACGCCUUCACUAGCAAGAGCCCUGCUGCUGCUGCUGCUGCUAAUGAGCCCUACCAGGACAUGGACAUCAAGAUGAUCGCCAACAUGAUGAACCGCAUGAUUGCAGGCAAGGAUGCAGAAUGGGACCAGUACUCUGGAUGGGACAGCGACACGAACAUGGACAACAAGGACGGGCGAUAA
Molecule: messenger RNA, 534 nt
Organism: Truncatella angustata
Lineage: Eukaryota; Fungi; Ascomycota; Sordariomycetes; Amphisphaeriales; Sporocadaceae
Exons: 5
Coding region: 1-534 (177 amino acids)
Source: RefSeq, a predicted model, not a curated record